Molecule: messenger RNA, 1851 nt
Organism: Pneumocystis murina B123
Lineage: Eukaryota; Fungi; Ascomycota; Pneumocystomycetes; Pneumocystales; Pneumocystaceae
Exons: 4
Coding region: 1-1851 (616 amino acids)
Source: RefSeq, a predicted model, not a curated record
AUGGUUGAUGGUCGAGGUAUUAAAAUACAAAAUGGUGGAAAAAAUACAGUCUAUUCUGCUAUUGAGAAACAGUUAUCUCUCUAUCCUUGUAUUAAUAUGGAUGCUAUUAUUCAUGGGUUGAAAGAUUUUUCAAAUGCUAUGGAUAGUCUUUUGCCCUGUAAAAAAUUUAAGAUGGUUCGUAAAUUACAAAGAUUAUAUGAAAAAUCAGAUAAAAAUAUUAUUACGGCAUAUAAAAUACCACGAAAGAUGAAAUAUGAAUACUCAUUUGAAAGAAAGAAUGCUUGUUUUUUACUUUCUCAAAUGGCAAAAUGUUUUGAACCAUUUGAUGAGAAGAGGAUUCUGGGGUUCUUGGAUUUUUCUAUUUAUUCAGGAAAUGUGAUUGAAACAUUGAUACGCUAUUAUCUUUAUAGAAUAUAUUUUUUUGAUAAAAGAAAACAAGGCUUGGUGCUUUUGCAGAAUUUUUUGCAAACACUUGUUAAUUUUGAUUUAAAAAAAAGGUUGAUGGGAAUUUCUGCUAUUAUCAUUAUGAAAUUAGAAGCUCGAUAUUCAUACGAAAAUCCAGAAAUCUUGUUUGCUAUAAUGUUUGCAAAAAAAUCCUAUUCAAUUGAUAUAUAUAAUAUAGUUAGAAUUUAUUUAUUAAAAAUUUACUGUAUGCAGGGUAGAUUGAAAAAGGCUAUACAUAUACUUGGAGAGAUGGUUAAGAACUGUCAAAUUCCUCCUUUUUCAGUCAUAAAUCUCGUAUUGAGGGUUGCGUUGAAGAAAACUGCCUUAGAUGAAGAUAUAAAGAGAAGGGAAUCUUAUCUUAUGUUUUUCUAUAGUAAGAUAUUUUUUAAUUUGUAUCUGAAUCAUGAGACUAUUAAAAUACUUGCGAAUUAUUCUUUAACAUAUUAUGAAUUUGAUAAAUUAUGGAGUUUUAUUAUUAAACAUCCUCAUAAGAAUAAAAUAAUAGAACAAUGUCAAAUUGAGAUCGCUUCAGCUUUUUUAAGACUUGGAAGGAAGUAUAAAUUUCAUUUAGAUCUAAAUAUUCAUUUAAGUGCUAAUACUAUGAAUUUUUUUCAAUAUCUUACACAAAAUAUUACAAAAUUACAUAAAAAUUCGAUCAUUUGUUUAAUUUUAUGUUUUUCUUUAUUUGAUAAUUUUAUUGGUCUUAAGAAGUGUUUUGAAAUUUUAAGACAUAAUUGUUGGAAAUUGUCUGAAAAACAUUAUUCUGUAUUAUAUAGACAAGCUUUUGAAUUGAAUCUUAGAAAUUCCAAAACUUAUAGAUAUGAUUUUAUUAAAUAUUUAUGGAGUCAAGGUCAACAAGAAACAUUGUCUUUGGAAAAAAUAAAUGAUAAUAAGCAUUCGAUGAUUGAAUAUGUCCGGUGUAUGGGGAGUUUUAAUGACGUACAAGAGAUUUAUUAUAUUUUAGAAAAAAAGAAAGGGACAUUUGUCGAGAAGGGAACAAUUAUAGGAUUUAUAGAAGCUUUUAUGUUUGCAAAUGCACAUUUAGAAAGUCUUUCAUUAUUAAAAUCUUUAUCAGAUUUCAAGAUAGUUAUAGAUUUAGACAUAGUAAGGUGUCUUUUUAAUAAUAUUCGGACGAUAAAUAUUUGGAAUGAUGUAUUAAGUAUCGUUUCUAUAGAAUUGGCUCGAAAUAGGCUUAUAGUACCACCCGACUUCUUUGCAAAAUCAUGGGAAAAAGUUAUGAAUAAACAAUAUUUUAAGAAAUCGAUUAUAUUAAAGGAUUAUAUAGUAUUUAUUAAGUACCUAAUUGGAAUAUAUACAGAAGAAUUGAAUAAAAUUACAGAAGAAUUGAAAAAUAAUAGAGAUGUUGAAAUUGCUUUGAAAAAGUUUGAAAUAAUAAAUCAUUUAUAA